AGUGACAUCAAAAUUGUCAUAGUCAAUUUGUAAUUUGGAGUAUACCUGUGUGUGACUCGUAGAAAUACAAUUAAUUUUUGUAGCCUAUCACCAAUAAAAUAUAAUUAAACACACAAUGGGAUCAUCUGUGCAUAAAAUCAUUGUUAUAGUUGGAUUUAUAUCGUUAUUCCAUUCCGCCUUUUCAGCUGCCCAACAUCGGUCUUACCUGCGGAUAACGUCUCAGGAAUUCACAACCUUGCCUUUGGAUAUUGUCGUUCAGGCUGUAGCCAGUUUGUUUGCUGUGAUGUGGGGAGUGCUGAACGUGGCUGGCAACCUCGAGAUUCCCGCAGCCGCUGAACUGAACACUGUUAAAUGGGAGAACCAGAGGAACCUUCCAUCUUUCUACAUUUUCAACCACAGAGGAAGAGCUUUAGCAGAUAAUUAUAUGCCUAGUGGGGGGAAAUGUGAAUUAGAGAAUGUAGAGUAAUAUAGUAGAAGAUUUUUUGCAUAGGAAAGUCAUUUUUGUUAUGUUUUAACACUGAAUAUAACUUUUUCAUAAUAUAAGUAGAUAUUGGGGGAAGUUAUGAGCAAAGUUAUGUAUGGAACUGAUAACUGAAAUCAAAGGAAUGAAUAAA
Molecule: messenger RNA, 614 nt
Organism: Helicoverpa armigera (cotton bollworm)
Lineage: Eukaryota; Metazoa; Arthropoda; Insecta; Lepidoptera; Noctuidae
Gene: EMC5
Product: ER membrane protein complex subunit 5
Source: RefSeq, a predicted model, not a curated record